Bacidia gigantensis is the source of this 1254-nucleotide messenger RNA. RefSeq lists its product as uncharacterized. NCBI's taxonomy places the organism in Eukaryota, Fungi, Ascomycota, Lecanoromycetes, Lecanorales, Ramalinaceae. The coding region runs from base 1 to 1254 and encodes 417 amino acids. The record is from RefSeq and is a predicted model, not a curated record. The transcript is spliced from 3 exons. Gene Ontology annotation, cellular component: membrane; cytoplasm.
AUGGACGGAGAUCCUGCGGUCGAGCCUGAGCUAGAUUCGUUCAGUCUCUUCCUACCCCUGCCUUACAGAAUCGGAGUUAUUUUCGUGCUGGGUAUAUGGGCGUGGGGUGUAAACCUUCAAUACUUGUCUUUUCUUCGAAUCGACGUUCCUGCCCUCAUACAAUACACAAGCCGAUCUGCCACAAAAGACCCUGCCUACCUCCGCACAUACAGAUUUGCGGCAAUCGCAACAUUACCACUUGCCGUUUCCAUUGUUCUAUACUGGCUCAUCACCCAUGGACAGGCUUCACUGGUCGUUGCCUGGGACAUCCUCCCACAAUCCUACCUUUUCCUCCUGGCAAUCCUUUUCCUCGUCCCUUACCAAAAGCUCUCCAUAAAUGGACGCUACAGGUUCCUAUCGACUCUUAAACGGGUCAGCAUUGGCGGAAUAGCCGAAGCAGGAGAAGGAAAGUUUGGCGACAUCCUCCUUGCCGACGUCUUGACAUCUUACGCAAAGGUUCUGGGUGAUUGGUUCGUUGCAGGCUGCAUGUUCUUCUCCCCGGGUGCGUCAUCGACAGACAGGCCUGAUCGAAGCUGUGGAGGGGCGUAUAUGGUGCCCUUGAUCAUCAUUGUACCCAGCUUAAUCCGGCUCAGGCAAUGUUUGAUCGAGUACUCAAGAGUAAAAAUGAAUCCCACUGCACACAGCGGGUGGGGCGGACAGCAUCUUGCGAACGCUUUAAAGUAUUCGAGCGCCUUUCCUGUGGUUAUUUUGAGCGCAAUGCAGCGAGGACAUGACCCAGCACGAUACGGCAUGACAGAGACUGGCCUCUUUCGCUUGUGGCUUCUUUUCGUAUUCAUUAAUUCAUUCUAUUCAUUCUACUGGGAUGUGGCCAAAGAUUGGGAUCUCACACUCUUCUCCUCCGAACGGGACAACCCCGAACAUCCCUGGGGUCUCCGACGGCACACCCAUUUUCAUACGAAGGAGAUGUAUUACGGCGCGAUUGUCAUAGACUUUAUGCUACGAUGCACAUGGAGUUUGAAGCUUUCACCGCAUUUAGACCAUUUCAAUGACUUAGAGGGCGGCAUAUUUGUGAUGGAAUUUCUGGAAGUGCUCAGGCGUUGGAUGUGGAUUUUCUUUCGGGUAGAGACAGAAUGGGUCCGCACUAAUCGUGGGCCGCUACCAGAUGAUAUCCUCAUGGGCGACAUGAAUGGUUCUCUUGACAGCCCGAAGAGCCCCGAUUUACCCAAUCCGCUCAGCCCACGGUUUCCCAAAUGA